Messenger RNA from Biomphalaria glabrata, 732 nucleotides. RefSeq lists its product as uncharacterized. NCBI's taxonomy places the organism in Eukaryota, Metazoa, Mollusca, Gastropoda, Planorbidae. The coding region runs from base 69 to 674 and encodes 201 amino acids. The transcript is spliced from 6 exons. The record is from RefSeq and is a predicted model, not a curated record.
AGGUCCAUUGUUCUUGUCGACAGAUUUUGCAUUUCACUUGAACAGAAUCUAGAAGAGAACAAGUGAAGAUGUAUGCACUUGUUUGUUUCCUUCUCGUAGUGUUUGCUUGGGAUGAAUCAUCAGCUGAACCUGAUGAAAGAGUCAAAAAGUUAGCAAGCAUCAUAGCAGCAAGAUAUGUAGCAGCAGAGGAAUACACUAACAAUCCAGUUUAUUACGCUGAGGGCGUGCCUGAAGACUUUGGUUAUCUUUUUCCUGAAAACGACAUCCCUCUGUUGUACCUGGAAAAAACUAAAGACAACAUCCUAAUCAGUCGUUCAAUAGCUUUACUCACCGUGGAUAAGGAAGGAAUGCUCAAAGCCGAACUAUACACGAUAAACAAAAAUUGGAAUGCUAGUGGAAAUUAUUCCCAAAUGAGAAAUUAUCACGUGCUGCACCAGCCUAAUUGUGACAAGAGGUUCUUCGCAAUUGAGGAUGAUGUUUUCUCCUUCAUUUGGAAUGGCUGCUCAAGAUGUGCUAGUAAUCCAACAUUCUUGAGGGGAGAGUUUCGAUGCAAAGAGGAAAAUGUUGUCUUCAUUCAUGGAACUUCUAAUUGGCGGUAUACCAGGGAAUUAAGCUAUGAACUGCCACCAAAUUUGAGGCCAUCCCAACCACCGUGUUCAUUGAAUUUCGAAUAACUUUUUUUUUUGUUGUUUUUUUUUGGAAACAAAAAUAAAGUUUAAAAACACAAAAGUC